Messenger RNA from Monosiga brevicollis MX1, 5499 nucleotides. RefSeq lists its product as uncharacterized. The record is from RefSeq and is a predicted model, not a curated record. NCBI's taxonomy places the organism in Eukaryota, Choanoflagellata, Craspedida, Salpingoecidae. The annotation marks the transcript as partial. The transcript has 8 exons.
AUGGCACGCAACAUUCUGAAUCCACUUAGCAAGUCUGCGGGUUGGCUCCGCCGACGAUUUCGCGCGAGCGGGGCCGAAGCUGAUGGUGACGGCAACGGUGGCUCAUCGCUCGAUGCCAGCCUCUCGGGUCAUUCCCUUUUGCACAUGCGCGAGGAUCAAGCGGCUGAUCUCGAUGCAGCAUGGUACAGUUAUCUCGAAGCUCGCGCCACCGAUGAGAGCGUGGCAGCCGAGUGCUUUGACGCAUAUGUCUACUGCGUUAUGAGCUACCUCAGUGAUCGCGACGAACAUGCAUCACUACAACUGGACGCCUAUCCGGACGCCUUUUGUCACGAGCUUGGACUCCAACUUGGCGCGGCAGUGGCUCAAGUGGCUCCCCUCCUCCGCGAGCCUGGGUUCAGCGACGAGGGUUCUGGCCUCAUCAAACACACGGCAGCCCUUCUUCGCUUGAGUGCACUUGUGGCUCGGGACGACGCCAACCUUGAUGCGCUGACAGAGAGUGAUGUAACUUCUCACAUAACAGCUCUGGCCCUUGCCAUUGUCGCCCGCGAGUGCGCAGACUCAGCCAUCAAGGGGAUGACAAUUCUGGAGCUCCUGGAUAGCUAUGCCCUACCAUUUGUGCAGCGCGUCUUUGCGCCGGGCCAGGCUUGGAUCCAAACGCCCGCCCUUAGUGGUGCUGCGCUGGAGCACGACCUUGCUCCUGAGCUUCGGCUGUUGGAUCAAGGCCUCCAUACCUGCUACGAGUCGCUCCGCUCCGAGGCGGUCCUGGCUGCCUCUCUCGCCUCACCCGGCUCCCCUAGUCAGGCGAGCGGGGCUCUUGAUUUUGAUCCGGCCUCCGGCAAUGGCACCUCCGACACCAUUGGCCCAGCGCCAGCCCCUGGAGACCCCCGCUUGCAGAUGGAGCGCAUUUUUUGCGUUCUCAAUGCCUGGACGCGUUGCUCAGGGGAGCGUGCACAACUAGUGACGAUGCAUCAAAGGCUGCGCAGUAAAAUACUUCGCCUGGCGCGGGCCGUACCGGCCGUACCCUGGCUUGACGAGCUACUCGUUGUCAUGCUGGCCUGCAUCCCACAAGCCGCCGAGAAUAGCCAGCGCGAGGAGUAUUUUGCUGCCCAAGCGCUUGUCUGUGGCCUCUUGGGGCAGUGCAGCACCCCCUUCGAGGACACAGCCCUUGCGCCCGCACUGCAGACUGCUUACCUUCAGCGAACGGCCCAGCUCUUGCGUGUGAUCCGCCGCAGUCUCCGCUCGCCCCGGCCCCACACCCUGCACCGUUUACUGUUGGAGAAUCAAGCGUUUGCAUCCUGCUUGGCAGUGUUGGAGCGCGCUGUGGACACGGAGUUGUUGACCGCAGCCUUUCGAACAAUCGCUGCCAUGAUCCAUCAAGAGGGCGGUGAGCAAUGGUUUCGGACCCGAAUUGGCUACCAGCGACUUUUUGACGACUAUCGCCAAGGCCUGCGUUUGGGUCGCUUUCACUGCUAUCUCUGGCUUGAGCUCGUCAUCGGGCUCAGUCUCAAUUGGGACAGUCCUGCGAUCAACGAAACACUGGCGACGGAGCCUCUUGUGAUUCGCGCCCCAGCAGCUCUGGCCAUCUUUCUUGAACACCUUCCACAACUGGAUCUACCCUCGACCACCGUGUGCCCCGUGCUUCAGGGCAUCAUGCAUAUGAUUCAGGACAGCUACCAUAAUGCCAACUGCUGCUGUGAGGGCAAUGUCACCGCCAUCAUCCUCACCCUGCUCGAGCAAUGGCACACGGCCCCGGAUGACGUUAGCGAUCAUCUCGUGCGCUUGCUAGAGCUUCUCGUGUCGCAUGCCGUGGAAACAGCCGAGUUGCGCCGCCUUUUGAAUCUCCUUUUUGUGCAGAGUCCCACGUUUCGUCCUGAGCUUUACCUUCGCUUGCAAGCCCUUCUUCGUGUGGCAGCCGCUGGACACGAACCCAUGUAUCUGAUGGACCUACAUGGCACCCGUUCCAUGCUCUGGGUGCCGCAUCUCGAUGCAAGCUUGGGUGGCGGCUACACAUUUCAUACCUGGAUUCGGAUCGAGUCCUUGGACGCGGAGCUCCUACCAAUUGAUUUGCACCAUCAACACGGUGCCCCGGUGCGCGUUCGACCAAGUCGCAGCACGGCCACUCGCGUCACUGCGGCCAGUUCCGAACAUGCCCCUGCUGAGGAGCCGGGUACCACCGGACUCGGCUCAUCCUCAGCCAGCGAACCGGACCCCGGCAUUGGUAGCGUGCGGCGUGAGUCACGACAGAUGGGCAGCUACGAGCCUCGUCUAUUCAGCUUUCAUGCCGCAGGGGGCAGCGGGUUUGAAGCAUUCUUUACGGCUGGUCGACUUGCAGUGCGCACCGUUGUGGGUCAGGGCAACCGCCAGCAAAUGCACACUCACGUCUUCUCGACCACGCAAAUUCCCAUCCGGCGCUGGAUCAGUCUCGCCGUCGUUCAAACUAAUCCUGCGCAUCUAUUUGGAGGCAAAGGCGAGACCAAGCUGUUUUUGGAUGGUGAGCUGCGCGAGACCGCAGCCCUACCAUGUCCAUCGCGCCGGGAUACUUAUCUUGACUGUCGCAUCGGUCGGGGCCGUGAUGCCGACGAGAGCAUUGCGCUCAAUCCUAUGCGUACCGGCAACACCUCUCUGCGUGCCCAACUGGCGAACAUUCACAUCUUUGAGCCACUGACGACGGACCAGAUCCGGGCAGUCUACGCCUUGGGCAUCGACUACGUGGGCAGCUUUGACGCAUGUACUUUGGCCUCCUUCAAACAAAAUCACACCUUGGACCAGGUGGUCCAAGGUUACUCAGAUGGGGAUCCCAGCCUGACAGAGGUCUUUUUCGACGCCGCUCCACCUGACGCUCUUUCCCUAAACACCACGCCUGCCGUUGGUGCGCCAGGCGAAGAUAAGGGCGUCCAGAACAUGCGCAAGGCGGGCAGCACCGAUUUGGUGGCGGCCCGCACGCUGAUAGAACAGCCGAUUCAGGGUCUGCUCAAGGUCAUGUAUCCUGCUCAGCUGUGUCGCAACGGUCAAAUCCGCAAUCAAGCCACCAUGAUCGACGCGCUAGCGGAGGAACAGCCACCAGCCGUACUCACCGGCACGUUGUGCGUGCGCCGCAGUGUGCGCCAGGUUAUUGGCACCCUCGGGGGUGUGCAGGUCAUUUGCUUUCUGUUAGCCCAGCUCGAUGAUGUGGUGGAGGCCGUAUACGCCUACAACAUGCACACCGCCGGGAAGAGUGAAACUGUGGGCGAGCUUGGCUCAGCCUGUGUGGCUGCCUUCUUUGAUCUCCUGCAGGGCGUGCUGCGUGAUGAUGUAAAUGUGGCUCAGGUCCUGCAAGGGCGCGUCCUGGCCGUCAUCUCAGCCCUUUUGCAGCGUUCCGAGUACGCUGUGCUAGGAAUACAGGACCUCAUGUCCAUCCAGGCUCUGCUUGAGCGCGCUUCACCCAAAGCCGAGUUUGUACGCGCCGUAUGCAAGCAGCUCGUGUUUGAUUUUGAGCUCUGGGGCCGCUCAGAUUACGCCGUGCGCGUGGGCCACGUUCGCACAGUGGCAGAGCUCAUUCGCAACCAUCCUACUUUCUUCCGUCAACAUUACGGGGUACAAUACGUGAUUGAUCUUUUGCGCCCAAGCCUGCGUGAGUCUCAAGAACGCGCGCGCGCGCGCCUAGGUUCCGUCAGCGUCGCUACCCGCUCGCCCUCUGACACGAGUUCGGACGAGGAAAGCAGUGUCUAUGCCUGUGUCAUGGGGUUGCUGGAGAUGUAUUUGCGGCGCAGCGUAAGCCAACGCGAAGCCAAGGCCCUGCUUCGCUUCGUACUGGCUGGCGAAGACUUGCAACACACACUGCUUGUCCUCAACUUUUGCUACAACGCGCUCCUCUCAGUUUUCUUUUGCCUGCUCACUCAUCUCGAUCGGUCAUCGAGUACCACGCUGUUGGGUCAGAUUCCUCUUGGCGGGUUGUCUUACACCAGGUCACAGUUGCGCUUGCUGGAUAUCGGACCGCUGAGCUUGCUUUCACUUUGGGGUACUCGUGAGCCGCGCAACGCCACAUCCUAUGAGGUACUCAAGGGAAUUUUAGACCAAGCCGUUUGCCCCAGGGUUGCCGUUACCGAGGCUGAAUCGGGAGACGGCUUUACGCUUCUCUCUUCCGAAUUUGAUGCCGGCAGUGAGGUGCCGUUGUUCCGCUGUGAAUUAGUGGCUCCUGACUUUGUUACCGUGGCUUUGCGCCUCCUUGACAAGUUGGAUCGCACAAAUUAUGCCUAUCAUUGCCGUAUCCUUCUUGACCUGCAUGACCUGCUCAAUGCGGAGGGGGUGGCACACCAAGCCUCCGCUUGCGUCUUUGACUGGAUGUUGACUCUGACCCAAUGGUUGACGGCUGCGGCAUUCAAUCCACGGCCGCUGCUGGUCAGCAAUCUAUCACACAGUGAUCAAUCUCGGCUUGGAUUAUUAUGUGCUGCUCCAGAAGACGCAGACGAGCUCACAUCGGAGCUGAGUCCCCCGUUGGCUGCUGGACUGCAUGUGCUGGCACAGAUGAUGCUGCUGCAAAUGGACACACACUUCGAGUGGGAGCGCAACCUGCGGCCCGUGUUGCUGCAGCUUUUGCCUUCUGAGGGCUCGACUUCCAAAUCAGCCCACUCCACGCCCGACUUGGCCUCCUUUUUGACAAGCGUUUUGCUACGCCAGCUGGCCGAUCGCGUCUACGGUCAUCUGCACGCCCAAUCCAACAUCGGUACAGUGCUGGCUACCAACGUGCUCAGCGUGGUGUUUCAGGCCGAGACACACUACUUCCACACCAGCCAGCAGCUGCGCGCCACUUUGUCUCCCGUGGGCCGACACUUCUUGCUGCGGGCCAUGUCAUUUUUUGCCGAUCGACUGAGCAUUGACUCCCUGCCCUCAUUCGGCGUGCUGGAGCAAGCGGACGUGCAGUUUGCCGGCACUGUGGCCGUGCGUCCUGGGGGUAUGCGCCGCAUUCUCUUGCGCGCAUAUCUCGAGGAAUUAAAUCAGCCAGAGGGGCUUCGCGUCUUUGCCAUUGAGCGGCUACAAAUGUUUAUGGGUAGCCCAGACUUUUUGACCCUUUCUGCCUCGGAAUCAGGCAAGAACAAGUUACUUUAUCUCAUUUGGUCCUUGGAUAAUGUCUUGCUGCACAUUGUGGCCGAUGACAUUCAGGACGCACUCUUUAGCAUCGUGGCCACUCUCUUCAAGCAUGUCUUGCGUACUCAUAGGCUUGACAUGCUGCUGGAGAGCAACGAAGCUGCUGGUAUCAUGGGUGAAUGCGGGGAGGCAAUUCUGAGCGAUGCACCAGUUGAAAAGCUCAUGAUCUUGCUCCGAUCUGCCAACUGGCGACGCCUCAUUGACGAUGUGGUUGCUCCCGUGGCUUUUAGUAUCAUGGACCGUGAGUACAUUGAUCAUGGAGCCAACGCCAUGGAUGUUGCUGCUGAGCAGGAAGAGGGGGCACACCGGCUGUAUCAGGCUCUUCAACGCUUGGAGGAGCGCAUUGGGGCUGCUAGCUCCCGGAUACAGGCCAAU